AAGCAAACAACAUUUAUGGAAAACAAAAGCAACCUAGAAAUCGCAUUCAAUAACGGGAAUAUUUUUAUUAAAAGCUAAUCAAUUAAGACUGAAGCUGAAAUCGCUAAAAAGCUGUGAACCAAAAUGUAUGUAAAUAACAGUUAAAAAGUGAGUAAAAACAAAGAAAUAUUAAAAACAAAAAAAAAAGAAAACAGCAACAAUUUCAACACGCACACAUGCACGCCUUAAUAAUGUUACCGCACAAUGUCCAGAGCGCUGGGCGACGACGACAACAACACCAUCAUCAUCAAGAGCAACAACAACAACAUCGCCAUCAUCACCAACACCACAUCAACUAAAUCAGCACAAAACACGCAACAACAGAGUGCCGCAAACACAGCUAUAAUUACAACAAUAAACACUUGUCAACAGCAUGCCAGCAUGAGCAAUACGACAGCGGCAACAGCAACUGUUGCUGUUAUUGCAGCAAAUGCAAGUACAAUAACAACAACCACACGCCACACUAACCACAUGCAUAACCAACAUCAUAAUCAGCAUCAUCAUCAACAACAACAACAACAACAACAGCAGCAGCACCAGCAGCAACAGCAAUUUUGUACGCCAAUUAAUGUGGUUGAUGGAAAUUCUGCCGCCUCGCGGCAGUUGCAAGAGCACUCAGCAAUGUUCAUGCCAUCACUACAACAGCAACAGUAUGCUCCUGCUAGUAGCAGCAGCAACGUUGCUGGCAGCAAUGCCUCGAGCAGCCAUUUUGUUUGUUAUUUACCCGUUUUAAAGCCCGAUGUUGUGCUCAGUGAUCGUGGUCUGUUUACCGUUUAUUGUUUUGUCAAAGAUUUCGUUAGGUAAGCAAAUUUGCUACUA
Molecule: messenger RNA, 858 nt
Organism: Ceratitis capitata (Mediterranean fruit fly)
Lineage: Eukaryota; Metazoa; Arthropoda; Insecta; Diptera; Tephritidae
Product: mastermind-like domain-containing protein 1
Exons: 3
Coding region: 244-843 (199 amino acids)
Source: RefSeq, a predicted model, not a curated record